AGGACCUCAGGGAUUCACCCCCCUCAGGCUCCCAGCACUGCCGGCUGGGGCUGCAUAUCACAGCUGGACUUUGUAACGGUCCUUAGAGCUCGAGCAGAGCCUGGCAACCUUUCCACAGCGUUUAUUGCCCUUCUUAGAAAGAACCUGGCAGCAGUGAAAUGCAAAGUGCCAAGGACGGGAACUGGGUGCAGGAUGGGAACUGAGUUCAUGGGUAGGGCUCUGCUGGCCCCAGAGCUGCGCCCCCCUCAGACGCCCCCAGGUGGUGUCUGUGCCCGCUCUGUGCGCGCCUCGUUCCUUGUGCGCAGCUGGACAGCAAAGCUCACAUCUCCAGCUGGACCUGGGUGUCCUCAGUCAAAUCCUGCCUCGCAGAGGUCCCAGCUCGUCUGUGCUCGUGGAUGGGGUCCCUCAAACUGCGACCUUUCCACGUGGCUGAGACGCACCGGGACACGGGGGGACGCUCCGUGGUGCUGAGCUCGAUGCUCUCGGUUUUAAUGGGAAGAAUUCGACAACCAAAGGGAGCUUUGCUCGGCCCGGCACACGGCGGCUGUGCGAUCUUCGCCGGCUGCAGCGCCCACGGGCCGACCCUGCGCCCCACAAGGGGGAAACUGAGGCACAGCAUCCCCUGAGCUGAGACCCCCGAUGGGGGCGGGGGGACAGGGCGGGUCACGCCCCUCUAUGUAAAUAUGGAGCCGUCGAUUGGUCGCGGGGCGGGACGGCGGCCACACGUAGGAUAUAAGAGAGGGGGGAACAAUGCGCCGCGUCCCGGCUCUGAGCUGCCGCCGCCACCCGCAGCGCCGGGAGAGGUAACGCGGGGCGCCUGGAGGGGGCGAGGAGGAGGAGGGGGAGGUGGCUGCCCCCGGCCCCGCCGCCUCCAGGCUGUGCCCCCCAUGCGGCCAUGGAGCGGGACGCGUACCAACAUUACUUCUACGACCAUGAGGCGGGGGAGGAUUUCCACCGCUCCACGGCUCCCAGCGAGGACAUCUGGAAGAAGUUCGAGCUCGUCCCCACGCCGCCUCUCUCGCCCCUCGGGGAGCGGCCGGGCUGCUCGGCGGCGGAGGAGCGGGGCUGCCCCCCGCGCUGCUGCCUGCCCGACGAACCCGAGUAUCUCAUCGGCACCGGGCAGCUCUUCGGCAACCUGAGCGCCUUCAUUCUGCGGGACUGCAUGUGGAGCGGCUUCUCGGCCCGGGAACGGCUGGAAAAAGCGAUGACGGAGAAACUUUCCACGGGAACUCCGCGGGCAGCGCCGCACAAACCGUCCUUAGGCCCCGAUCUGGGCUUCGGCAGCUCCGUGAGCGACUGUGUCGACCCCGCCGCCGUGUUCCUGUGCCCCCUGGCCGAGAGCAAAGCGACCCCGUCCUCGGGCUCGGAGGGUCAAAGCGAUUCCGAGGGCGAAGAGAUCGAUGUGGUGACGGUGGAGAAGAGACAAUCUCUCAGCCUGCGGAAGCCGGUCACCAUCACUCUGCGCGCCGACCCCCUGGACCCCUGCAUGAAGCGCUUCCACAUCUCCAUCCACCAGCAGCAGCACAACUACGCUGCCCGCUCUCCGCCGGACAGCUGCCCCCAGCCCACAUCCCCGCAGCGGGACGAGGAGGAGCCGCUCGGUGCUGUGGAGCCGCCCCCCUCCCACGCGCUGCCUGAGCCCGGUUUGCCAAAAGCCGGCCCCGGUUCUGACAGCGAAGACGUGGCCAAGAGGAAAAACCACAACUACCUGGAGCGCAAGCGGCGCAACGACCUGCGCUCCCGCUUCCUGGCGCUGCGGGACCAGGUGCCCGGGCUGUCCAGCUGCCCCAAGACCCCCAAAGUGGUGAUCCUGAGCAAGUCCUCCGAGUACCUGCAGUCGCUCAUCAGUGCUGAGCGGAGGAUGGCAGCCGAGAAGCGGCAGCUGCGGCUGCGGCAGAUGCAGCUGCUCAGACAGAUUGCUCAGCUCAAGGGGCACUAGCACGGACCUGCCUGCACCCACAGCCCCAUUCCCUCUCGAUUUGCACAUUUGGAUUCUUGGUUGUUGAACCCUUGCUGCCAGGGGUGGCGGUUGUCGCAAAGCUCGGUGACUUCAGCUCACUCCAUCCUGCCCUGCUGGGCGUCCUGCAGCUGUUACCCACCCACAGCACUGCCAGGAGCUGCCCCACGCCUCCAUCCCGCAGGACGUUCCCAUCAACAGCUUCAGUGGGUCACACUGUGGUUCAUGUUUGGAUGGAUCAUAGCAGGGGCAGCAAUGGGGAUGCGUGACCCCGAGCUGGGCACUGUCCUGCAGCAAUGCCCUGCUCCCUCGGCUCGGUGAGGCUGUACCUCACUUUCUUACCACUUCAUGCAGCAGCUUGUCUUGGAUUUUGUGUUCUAGAAACUGCUGCUGUAACUGUGAGUCUUAUACUAGAGGCUGUGUUUUUAUACUGUAUUUUUGUACCACUUUUUGAGAAGUAUUGGUAAAGAGUUUGCUUUUUUAUAUAAGGAAAACUUUUUUUUUUUUUUUGGAGGGUGUGGGGGGCUUCUGCUGCCGGAGGCUCCAUCCUGCUGCACUUUAGGGAGAUCAGGAAGGGGCUGAUUCCUGCUGGACCCUUGAGCUGAGCCCUGGCAGAGGCUGGUUCCCACCUCGCAGCUCUCCACCCCACCCGUCUGCAAUAACAGGGGUUCUCCUUGUUUCCCCCCAGUCCUGCUGCCUCCCCUUUGCCCACAGCUGCCUGGAGCCCCCAGCAGAGCUUCAGGUGGAGCAGGAUUUGGGCUGCAGGGAACACCCUGAGGUGCUGGCUGGGAUGGCUCUGCUGACCUGCUGAGAACCGUUAGUUAACACUGUGGUCGGAUUUAGCACUUUCUUCAUUACCUCACACUUCAUAAAUAAAUAAGUUGCAAAGACAGCCCGGGUUGGCUUUUUCCAUG
Coturnix japonica (Japanese quail) is the source of this 2871-nucleotide messenger RNA. The record is from RefSeq and is a predicted model, not a curated record. Lineage: Eukaryota; Metazoa; Chordata; Aves; Galliformes; Phasianidae.